CAUACUGGAGAGAAACCUUAUGAAUGUCAUCAAUGUGGUCAAGGCUUUAAAAAAUGCAAUCAUCUCCAACGUCAUAAAAGAACACAUACUGGAGAGAAACCCUAUGAAUGUAAUCAAUGUGGUAAAGCCUUUCCAACACCCAGUCAUCUUCAAUAUCAUAAAAGAACACAUACUGGAGAGAAACCCUAUGAAUGUAAUCAAUGUGGUAAAGCCUUUGCAAGACCCAGUCAUCUCCAAUGUCAUAAGAGAACACAUACUGGAGUAAAACCCUAUGAAUGUAAUCAAUGUGGUAAAGCUUUUGCAAGUCACAGUGGUCUCAAAUAUCAUAAAAGAACACAUACUGGAGAGAAACCCUAUGAAUGUAAUCAGUGUGGUAAAGCUUUUGCACGUCACAGUCAUCUCCAAUGUCAUAAAAGAACACAUACUGGAGAGAAACCCUAUGAAUGUAAUCAGUGUGGUAAAGCCUUUGCAGGUCACAGUAAUCUCCAAUGUCAUAAAAGAACACAUACUGGAGAGAAACCCUAUGAAUGUAAUCAAUGUGGUAAAGUCUUUUCACAGCACAGUCAUCUCCAACAUCAUAAAAGAACACAUACUGGAGAGAAAUCCUAUGAAUGUAAUCAGUGUGGUAAAGCCUUUGCAUGUCACAGUUAUCUCCAAUGUCAUAAAAGAACACAUACUGGAGAGAAACCCUAUGAAUGUAAUCAAUGUGGUAAAGUCUUUUCACAUCACAGUAAUCUCCAACAUCAUAAAAGAACACAUACAGGAGAGAAACCCUAUGAAUGUAAUCAAUGUGGUAAAGUCUUUGCACGUCACAGUUAUCUCCAAUGUCAUAAAAGAACACAUACUGGAGAGAAACCCUAUGAAUGUAAUCAUUGUGGUAAAGCCUUUGCACGUCACAGUUAUCUCCAAUGUCAUAAAAGAACACAUACUGGAGAGAAACCCUAUGAAUGUAAUCAAUGUGGUAAAGUCUUUUCACAACACAGUCAUCUCCAAUGUCAUAAAAGAACACAUACUGGAGAGAAACCCUAUGAAUGUAAUCAAUGUGGUAAAGCCUUUGCACUACUCUCUAGUUUCCAAUGUCAUAAAAGAACACAUACUGGAGAGAAAACCUAUGAAUGUAUUCAAUGUGGUAAAGCCUUUUCAAGACCCAGUCUUCUCCAAUUUCAUAAAAGAACACAUACUGGAGAGAAACCAUAUGAAUGUAUUCAGUGUGGUAAAGCCUUUGCAAGACCCAGUCUUCUCCAAUUUCAUAAAAGAACACAUACUGGAGAGAAACCCUAUGAAUGUAAUCAAUGUGGUAAAGCCUUUGCAGUUCACAGUAAUCUCCAACGUCAUAAAAGAACACAUACUGGAGAGAAACCCUAUAAAUGUAAUCAAUGUGGUAAAGUCUUUUCACAACACAGUAAUCUCCAAUGUCAUAAAAGAACACAUACUGGAGAGAAACCCUAUGAAUGUAAUCAAUGUGGUAAAGUCUUUUCACAACACAGUCAUCUCCAAUGUCAUAAAAGAACACAUACUUUUCCGAUAUAGCUGUCUCCUGUGAGGCUAUUCCAGUGCUGAGCAAAUACAUAAGUGGAUGCUCACAGUCAUUUAUUGGAUGGAACACAGGGCUCUCAAUGGAGGAGCCUGAGAAAGUACCCAAGGAGCUGAAGGGGUCUACAACCCUAUAGGUGGAACAACAAUAUAAACUAACCAGUAACCCCCAGAGCUCAUGUCUCUAGCUGCAUAUCUAGCAGAAAAUGGCCUAGUCUGCCAUCAUUGGGCAGAGAAUCCCCUUGGCCUCGCAAACUUUAUAAGCCCCAGUACAGGGGAACUCCAAGGCCCAGAAGUGGGAGUGGGUGGGUAGGGGAGCAGUGCGGGGGGAGUGUAUAGGGGAACUGUCGGGAUAGCUUUUUAAAUGUAAAUGAAGAAAAUAUCUAAUGAAAAUUGAAAUAUAAAAAAACAUACUGGAGAGAAAUCUAUGAAUGUAAUCAAUAUGGUAAAGCCUUUUCACAAUUCAGUAGUCUCCAAUGUUAUAAAAGUACAUAUACUGGAGGGAAACCCUAUGAAUGUAAUCAAUGUGGUGAAGCUUUUGCAGGUCACAGUAUCUCCAAUAUCAUAAAAGAAUCCAUAAUGGAGAGAAACCUUAGAAAUGUAAUCAAUGUUAUAAAAGCCUUUUCACAGUUAUUGUCUCUAUAAUCAUAAAAGAACCCAUAUUCGAUAGAAACCUUAUGAAUGUCGUCAUUGUGCUAAAGCCUGUGCAUAUCCCACUCGUCUUCAAAACAUAAAAGAUUCCACACUGGAAAGAAACCUCAUGAAUGCAAUCAAUGUGGUAAAGACUUUUUAAAACUCUAUAGUCUCCAUUAUUUUCAAAGAACACAUAGAAGACAGAAACCUUUGGAAGGUAAUCGGUGUUGUAAAGCAUUUGAUGUCACGGUCAUCUAUGAUGACUUAAAGAUCACAUACAAGUGAGAACCCAUAUGAAUGUUAUGAACGUAGUAAAGCCUUUGUAUGUCAUAGUUCUUUAGGCACACACAAGACAAACCACACUGCAGAGAAACCCCAAUUUAAAUGUUUGCUUUUCUGAGAGUUGGUUUGGUCAUGAGAUCUGUUCCUAGCCAUUGAAAAGCUGAGGAAGAAACCCUCUGAGUAUAUUUAAUAAGGUAAAGCCUUUGCACAAUUUUGUAGUCAUUUUCAUCAUGGAAGAUUUUGAACUGGGUAGAAACAUUGUGAAUCUAUUUAGUAUGGUGAAACUUUUUCAUUGAACUUCUUUUUAUGUAUAUUUUUCUUUUUAUGAGAAUAUUCAUGCUGGAGACAGAUGCUAUGAAUAUCAGCAGUGUGGUAAAGCUUUUAAGUUGUUGGGUCCACUGAGGUUCAACACAACUCACACUCUAGGACAAUGCAAAGGAUAAGAAUUUAUUGGGCUGGGUGGUGGUGGCGCACUCCUUUAAUCCUAGCACUCUGGAGGUGGAUGCAGGCAGAUAUCUGAGUUCGAGUCCCAACUAGUAUAGAGUGCGUUCCAGGACAGCCAGGGCUAUACAGAGAAACCCUGUCUCGGAAAAAAAAAUUAUUGGAAACAUACUCAGAAGCUUAUCUUCAAAACCCUACCGCCCAUACCCAACCUGAGACAGAAAGUUAUAUAGCUUUCAGACACAAAAGCCUCAAAGUCCUAGGCCAAUUUACAGCUACAUUUUCUCCCAAAUCAAAACUUGUUUUUAUUGAAUGAGUCAAUAAAUGGUGAUUGCUAA
Mus musculus (house mouse) is the source of this 3227-nucleotide messenger RNA. RefSeq names its product predicted gene, 49328. The transcript has a single exon. The record is from RefSeq and is a predicted model, not a curated record. NCBI's taxonomy places the organism in Eukaryota, Metazoa, Chordata, Mammalia, Rodentia, Muridae. The annotation marks the transcript as partial.